CCCGCCAUCCCGCCAAUUUUUCUUUUUUCUCUUCUCCAUCAUCGUCACCGCUCCUGAGUUCAAACCCUAGCUCGUCAUGGAAGAAGAGAUCAAAGCAGAAUUCGAAAGAAGUGGGUUUUCUAUCGACGAAGAGGACAUAUUGAAGAAAUGUCUCACUUUCUGCAUAAAUUGCAAACUGACGCCUUCCGAUCUUGUUUCCAGCUGGGAGGUUUACUAUCUCAACAGGCAAUUAAGUGGUUCCUUGGUACAAAAUGCUCAAAUGGACGGAUUCUUGUUGCACCUACAAAACGAACAGAAGGACGCGAUUAUCAAAGAGGAACCGAACUUGCAUAUCUACUCCAGUAAUGACGUUGAUAUGAUUCUAUGCGAUGAACAUGAAGAUACAAAAGAGGGUAUCCUAGGCACUCCAACAGACCGACCUGAAAACAUCUAUCCAGAGUCAUUUGACAUUACGCCUGGAACAACUGGGAAUAGACGACCCAGCUCUGGAAAGCCAUCCAGACUCGCAAGUAACAAUAUGACACCUUUUGGGCAAAGGACAAGCAAGUUUGUCGUACAAUCUGCUUUUAAUAAUCCUUUAGAUGAAGGGAACGAUGUAAAAGAACAAGAAAUUGACAAUACCGAAAAUGACAUCAUUAGGAGGGUCCAGCCAAUCAAAAGGUGCUCUUUGCAAGUUUGUGGGUCACAACCAGAACCGGGUUGCAGAUUUAUGUAUGACAGGGUUGAGGACAGGUUCAAUUCUCUUGAAAAUCGAAUUAGAAGGCAUGCAAUUGCACUUGUUGCUUCUGGACUUUAUGAGGAACCAACGGACCCUACAGUGGCGUCACAGAAUAAAGUUUUCUCUGUUGGCAUGGUCUGUUGCGAUGGAGAAGGUCGGCUGAAUGAAAAGUCUGUCCUGUUACAAGGCAGCAGUGUUGAACAUUGUGGGGGACAACGUGUGCGUCUUGACUUACAUAAACUGACCCAGUUUUCUUUAUUCCCAGGCCAGGUGGUGGGUAUUGAGGGGCAUAAUCCUAGUGGACACUGUUUUGUUGCAUCAAAAGUAGUUGAUUAUAUGCCCUUGUCAAUUUCCCCGAACGCUGAUUUAGCUCCUGCAAAAAAGCAACAUCUAGAUGAAGAAUUUAAUCCACCUCCUUCAAAUAUGCUAGAAGAGCUUUCACUGAUUAUUGCUGCAGGACCUUUCACGACAACUGACAACUUGUUCUUUGAACCUUUAAGUGAAUUGCUUGCAUAUGCAACCAGAAAGCAGCCUCAGUUGCUUAUGCUGCUAGGGCCAUUUGUUGAUUCUGAACAUCCUGAUAUUAAGAAAGCAGCCAUUGAUAGAAGCUUUGAAGAAGUAUUUCAUGAGGAAGUACUCAAAAGGGUGCAAGAUUAUGCUGCAUUCAUGGGUUCUGCUGCACGUGUGGUUCUUGUUCCAUCUAUACGAGAUGCUCACCAUGAUUUUGUUUUCCCUCAGCCUCCACUUGAUAUACACUUUUCUGAUCUAAAACAUCAGAUAACUAGCUUUGCAAAUCCAGGGCUUUUCGAUGCAAACAAGGUAAAGAUAGGUUGUUGCAGCAUGGAUAUCCUGAGACAGCUUAGUGGGGAGGAGAUUUCACGAAACCCAGCUAAUGGAUUAUCUGGGGAUCGUAUGGGCAGACUUGCAUGUCAUUUAGUCAACCAGCGAAGCUUUUAUCCUCUUUAUCCACCUGCAGAAGGUGUUCCAUUGGAUCUUUCACUUGUUCCAGAAGCCUUGCAGAUACCCUCUGUUCCAGAUAUUCUUGUACUGCCUUCAGACCUGGCUCCAUUUGUGAAGGUACUGCCCUUUGGCCAAAGAAUGAAUGAAGAGGAGCAAGUAAAAUGCAUCUGCAUAAAUCCUGGUAGACUGGCCAAGGGUGUUGGAGGAGGCACGUUUGUAGAGCUCAACUAUCAUGGGAAUGCUGACAGAACAAGUGCUUCGGUCAUUCGAAUCUGAUUCUUUGACUGCAGGACUAAAACAAGAUACUCGUAUUAGAUGUGUCUCACUGAACCAGGAACCAUCCAUUUGACAAUAUUUAUAGUAACAGUUUGGUUCCAAUUCUCGAUGGCUGGCAAUCAAGUUCAAGGGGAACAGUCUUUUAUCGGAUCUGCUUUCUAUUUGACAACAUGAUUUAGGCAUUUAGCUUAAAUUGAAAGGGAGGGUGUAAAAUUGCUGAUUGUAGUAGGGCUUGCCCUUUGUAAUUUUAAUUUGUUCCAGUUUUGUUUAUCAAAAUUUUCUUUAUUUCCUUUU
This is a messenger RNA of Nelumbo nucifera (sacred lotus), 2248 nucleotides long. RefSeq names its product DNA polymerase alpha 2 (gene POLA2). The record is from RefSeq and is a predicted model, not a curated record. Lineage: Eukaryota; Viridiplantae; Streptophyta; Magnoliopsida; Proteales; Nelumbonaceae. Gene Ontology annotation, molecular function: DNA binding. Gene Ontology annotation, biological process: DNA replication initiation; DNA replication. Gene Ontology annotation, cellular component: alpha DNA polymerase:primase complex.